GUUGAAAUAAUGGUGGGCGGGAGAAUCAGGAGAUUAGAUGCUUGCAGUCUUAAAAUAUUCUGUUACUCAGCAUGGUGACAUUGGCACCUGUUUGAGGGUGACACCCGCUCAAGGUCACCAGAUCAUCUUGCUCAGGUGACCAUGGGGAUACCGGAUGAGAUGGAAGGCCCUCCCCGCAAACGAUCUCGCCUGUCGCUGCGUGCGUUGAGAACAAAAGAUGUGCCUGAAUCUGCACAAGACAGCCACGACGUGGACUUGCUGCAGGAUUCUUCUGGCUUCACAGAGCCCACCAUGUCGUCAAUGCCACCGCAAUCGGAGGGGAAUGAAACUUCAUCUGAAGAUCUUCUUCUUGUACCUGAUUGCUCUCCUGUAUCCAAGGAAUGUUUGGUGCCCCCUGUGGCUUCUUUAUAUAACUUAGGAAACACGUGCUUCAUGAACUGCAUGCUGCAGGUGCUCCGCUACACUCCAGGCUUUGUGCCUGCACUGCGCCAGCUACAGGAGGAGAUUGUUUUGGAGGAGAUUAGGACAGCCAGCGAGUCAGCUGACCCUGAUGAUAUUUCUGAAGCCAUUGAUGUGGAGCCGAAGGCUGUGUGGCAAUUUGUGAAAAAUGCUCACCAGCUGUUUGUGGAUAUGGAAUGGACGGAGGACCAGUACACCGAUCUGGCCACAGGAGAUGGGGUCAGCAUGUCUGUGAGACCCACCGCUCUGCUCAGCAGCAUACAGUCGUUGAACCCAAUGUUUGAGGGUCACUUCCAGCAUGAUGCCCAGGAACUGCUGCGCUGUCUGCUCUGCUACGUGGAGGAUGCUGAGAGGGAGUUACGGCUUAUUCGAAGUCGGAGGAAAGAGGAGGAGGAGGAAAAGAAAAAACAGGAGAGUCGGCAGAGUGAUGGAGGUGUGGGCAAAACAGCUGACUCUGCGGCUCAGGAUGAAUCGGAGAAAGACACUCUUCGUUGCGCUAAGACGGGUGUGAGGUCCGAGCUGACUGGGAAGCCUGAAAGGUUGGAGAGUGAUGGAGAAACCUUGCGGGGAGGGGACUGCAACGAUGGCGCACGAGGGAGGGGGAGGGUGCGAGGGGGUCGGGGUCGGCCUAGGAAGGCGGGGAGUUCAUCUUCGCUCAUGGCAUCCAGUGCUUUCAUGGAGACUUUUCUCAGGUGCAAAACUUUGAAGUCUGGCGCAAGUGUAAGUGGGUUACCUGACAGCUCAUCCUGUUGUCGUGAAGGUGGCAAGGUGGAGAUGGAUGCCUGUGAUGGGGGUACUGUCGACGGACUGCAACAGAGUGAAGCUGUGAAGUCGUCGAUAUUGAAAUGUGAUGAGGUCGUCACGGCAAGUGGCGAUUUGAAAGGGGACUCGGCCCAUACCUCUGUUGAAGUAGAGAAAAAAAGAGCUACUAAAGGAUCUUGCAAAAAGCAGGAAAAAUCAGAUGCAGGGAAACGAGAGAAUUGUGAUCUUGAAGUGUCGUCUAAGUCGCGGAAAAGGAAACGGUCGAUUUCUCCAGGUUUAAAGUCAGAGAGUACAGUGGUAAGAGGGGAUGGUUCCUGUCCAACUUGUGGACUAUCUAAGAGUGGGAAGAAGGGUCGUGGUAGGAGGCGCAGCAAGGGAAAGGCCAAAACUGAAGUUUGCAGCUGUGCGAAUACCUCCGCCAUGGUCAGUGAGGGUGAUGACAAAAAUGUGCUGGACAGUGCUGGUGCUGAUCUUUCUGAAAAACUAGAGAAAUGCCCUGGUGAUGUCAGGGUAGAUGAAAACAGUAUCCCCACUGCAGAUAAAAGUGAAAGCUUUUUGCAGAAGAUUCAGAGGAAAUUUCAGUUUCCCUUCUCUUCCACAAAGGGUGAGACAUCUACCUCCAGUGGCAGCAGAGGUUUGGUAGGAACAAAGAUAGAGUCAGGUUCCUCCCAGCAGCGCAGUAUUCUCUCCAUGUUCCCUCUCGGUCAGGUCAAGAGACUUGGCAUCAGAGGAAGGGCCACAGUACGGGGCUCGGACAUUUCAAAAGGAAAUAUUGAGAGCGUUUCAUCGCAGCCUCCAUCGUUGUCGGCCGUGAAGGAAGAGCCGAACUGCGGGUCAGAGAGCAGCAUUGUGGGAGAAACGUCUAAGUGUUUGUCGUGGAAUGCGGAUAAAUCGUCAGGGCCUCCUAUUUCUAAUGCAACGAAUUGUAGUGAUUCUUCAUUUUCAACAGUGACAAAUGGAGACAGCUCUCAGUGUGAAGCUGGUAGCUCCAGGGUGUCUUCCUCCUCCUCCUCAUGUCUCAGGUCACCAAAGUUGACUCCACAGAAGAGUGACGUUGUGCUCCGGUCCUCCAUGUGCCUGACGCCAAGGUCACCAAUGAGUGUGGCACAUUGCGAUGAGAUCAGCCCCGCCCCUAGGGGCUGUGUCUCAUCCGCUGCGUCGCCCAUCAGGUCUGGGAUUUCACCACCAAGCACUCCGCGUCGUCGGAACCUCACGAAAGAAUUCCUGUCAUGUUCUCCUACUGCAAAGCGCGAGGAGCAGACUGCAUGCUACUCCACGCUAGCUACUUCACCGUUACCAGGAAGUGACAUCACUGUGCACUCUCCGAGUAAAAUGGGAGGAUUGAGAGCGGUUAAAAUGGAGUUGGCGAAGGCUAAGGUCUCAAGCAGUGAUUCUUCAUCUCUUGGGCCAUUGACAGUGUCAACAACAUUUACAACUCUUCCCACCCGUGUCUCCUGGCCGACACCCCCUACCUCAAGGUCAAGUCGCUACUGCUCCUCGGCACCCAACUCCCCUGAUCACAUGGCCACGUCCCCGCCCGUUCUGUCCUCAAGUCUGUUUGAAGAAAGACCUCAGCUGACCAGUGCUGUCCAUCAUAAAUCUGGGAAGGCCUCUCAAGGCAGUCUGAAGCUGGAGGUUCGAAAAUGUGACUGGUUGGGGGUCAGUCCUGUCAAGUCAAUCAGCGCUCAGCGUGCUUUGGCGGUCAUGAGAUCAGAGUCGCCAAAGAACCUCAAAACCAGACCUCUCAAAUGUUCUGCUGUUCGUAAGAUUUGCUAUGACGAACCUAUUCUGCCUUCUGAAACAAAUCAGAAAGGGAAACUUACUGAUGAGUGCAAAGAGGUCGGUGGUAGCAUGCUGAGUGGCCAGAAGUCAGGGAAGUUCAAAACCCUCUCAAAGUCUGUCGAGAAACUGAAUCAAUCAGGCGCCGUUGUGGCUGUUCCCGAGGCUGUGGACUGCCCCUCCUCUGCAAGCGCUGAACCCUCUGCCGUCCCUACUCUCAAAACCCGCCGCAACAAAAAUCCAAAGAAAUGUCACAGCGGCAGCAGUACGGAUAAAAAGUCCUCUAAGUUGUCCAGUGUGUCUGUUUCUCUACAAAGAUGUGAUUGGCUUCUGUCUGAUGCUAAGAGGGAGACGGCGAGCAUGAAGAUGUUGCUGAGGGGUAACAAGUGCAAAUUGUCACAGGGGAACUCGGGAUCUGAGUUAUCUGAGUCGAAAGCCAGUCCAAACAGGAGUUGCGGAAACCAAAUACAGUCAAAGAAUGAUCUGUUGUCGUCAUCAUCAUCAUUGUUGUCGUCAUCCGUGACAGUCGCGGAACAGCUGUUUGCCGGCUCCAUGGUCCACUGUACGCGAUGUUUGGACUGUGAGAACACCAGCGACAGGCAGGAGGCCUUCAUGGACAUCAGUGUACCGGUUAGGGGAGACAACCCAGGUGAUGAUGACAGCGAUGACGAAGACAAUGGAGGGAAGACAGAAAAUGAAAACUCGUCGACGUCCGUGUCAUGUUUGUCACGGCUAGUCCAAGCUUUCUCCAGCGUGGAGCGACUGCGGGACAGCAACAAGUACUGGUGUGAGACUUGCGCCCACUACACAGAGGCAGAGCGCUCUAGCCGCUACACCACCCUGCCCGCUGUGCUCACCCUGCAGCUCAAGAGGUUCAGCGCAAACUCAGGCCUGUUUGGGGGCGUGUCCAAACUGAAUGACCGAGUGGGCAUCCCGCAGAUCUUGCCCUGUCUCCACCAUAACUGCCAGGAGAACUGCUCUCAGCCAGCCCAUCAAUAUUCUCUGUUUGCCGUAGUGACCCACUCAGGACUGAGCAUUCUGCAUGGUCACUACCGUGCCUAUGUACGCGUGCAGCCCGGUGUUAGUCCUCGUGUUCUCCGUGGCCUACACAGGGCGACGGUCAAGGAGGAAAGUGAAACAAAGGAUGUGUUCAGCGAGGAGAAAGUUGAAACCCAUCGUUUUUCACGUGAGAAGAUUUCACAACAUGCAGACUGGCUGUGUAGUCAAAAUGAUAGCGUUUCAUUGGUAGUUGAAGAUGACUCGAGUCAGUCCAAUCGUCGACGCAGUCUUACUAAAUCAUCGGGUGAUGAUGAUGAUGGCUCGCUGAGUGGGGGGGACAUGUCGUGUUUGUGGCUUGAGUGUGAUGACGAAUGUGUGCGGGUGUUGGAGGAGGAUGAGUUUGAGUCUCGGUUGAACGAGACAGACGGUGCUCUUAUGGGAACGCCAUAUGUCUUAUUCUACCAUAAACUUGUCACUGUUUGAUGGCUGUAUGUGUGUCUGGAUUGGAUUUUUGAUAAGUGUAAAUCUUGUUUGAACCCGUUAGAAGACACACAGAAGGGUUUACAGCACUUGUUUUGUUUUACUGUAAACUUUUCAGUGUUUUAACCCUAUGAUGAUCUAAAUUGUGUCAGUGAGGGUGUAAAAAACACCUACAUUUUUUAAAAUGUAACCGUUUAAACCCCAAGUCUACUGAAGUGCAUUUUCCUGUACUCCUCUGUGUCAACUACUGGAUUCACUUCCAACAGGCGGACGAUUGGAGGGCGACUUUCCCUCUCUUGUUUCUGUCUGUUCAUCUUACUCUUUCCCAGCACUAAAUGACCAUUAUUGUGUCGAUAUGCUUCUCUUUACGCAAAUGAACAAACUUCCACCAGCUCAUGCUGAGGUGUCAUUCAGCGGGUGAGAGGGGAAAGAGCUAUAUAUGUUGAACACCCUUGAAGGUCUUGAGUAUGUAAAGGCUUGUCAUUUGUGAGUCUUUCCUGUCUUUUUUCACCGUCUGGGGGUCGUGGUGAGUCGUCACAAUGGCUGAUAUUCUACUCAUUUCCCCCUCUUCAGCUCUUGAUUCUGAUGUGAUGUGAUUCAUAAGUUUUUGCUGUCCUCCUUUUCUAUUAAUGCGGUACCGGUGUCUUUAGUUUUAGUAAGUGUUCAACGGCACGUUCAGCGCGCAAGUACCGUUGGGUCUGGUCUAAUGGUUAAACUUUUGGCUGCUGCAAGCAGAUUAUGUGAGUUCGAUUCCCGAGUGGGGAAGUUAUUUUAUCCAGUGUCUCCGACUGUCUGUCGGGAUGCUGUGUCCUACUGAGCUGGGGUUGGACCUGACAGGGGGGGUUGAAGUAUCCUGCCUCAUGAAUGAUCUUAACCCUUUCACUGCUGGGCUUGCUUCACAAUUGUAUCAAAGAGUUGAAAACAAUCUCGGGCCAGGCUUUAAGGGGUUAAUUGGUGCUUGUCAACCUUCUUAUAGGCAGUACCCACUUUUGCCACCUUUAAAAGAGGCAAAAAUUUUCCUACCACCCACCAUCAUGUAUUUCCAAUCCGGCCAUUAAAUACUACCUGUCAUUGCCAGGGUGAUCCCCAGUUUGGACUAAAAUGACCAAAUUGCCCACUAGUGGGUUCUACCGCCCUGGUUAACAAGCACUGAUCUAAAUCAUGGCAAUGUGGGUGUAGAACAUUUACUGUCAAUCAAAACUGCUGUUUAUCAAAUAAAAGUCCUUAUUUAAGAUUUUUAUUUGAUGUUUUAUAACCGCUUAUUGUGAUUCCCAAGAUGCUCAAAGGAGUAAAAGCGUGUAGCUGUUGAUCGAUGUUUCACAUGUUCUUGUUGAAAUAAUUUUGAUGAUGUUUUGUGCUUAGGUCUACAUAAGCGAGUCUCAGAGCGAGAAAUACUUCUUGCGUCGAUGAACAUGAGCUGUUCAUUUGACAGGAUGCGCGUCAGUGGAUUUUCUAUGUUUCUACAUUUUUGCCGUUGACCCAUGACACUCACAACAGUGAAAUUUUACUGAACUUGUUGUAAACGCGUUUUUGAAAAUAAAAUCCAGUAAGAAUCCAAGUUUUCUUUUCCAACUAAAUUCUCCUUUGUUUUACUAUCAGUGAUAGAUACUGACCCACUUUUUUCUUUGUCUGUGCACUGGGGUCAGUUUCUUUAUACCAGGGUCUGUCUUUGUUGUCCAAAUACUAGUUUACCAGAGACCCCUUGAGCAUCAGCAGGGGUUGGACAGAUUUUUGUUUCGACAGAAAAUUGCAUGGUUUAUUUAGAAUCAUCCAAAUUGUGCUUUACCCGGUUACACUGAAGACUUAUUAUUUAUACUGUGGAGUCCGCUUAAACUGAACAUGAUUAAUAUCUGAUAACAGCUGUAUACCGAAAGAAAACAGGAUGGCCGUUUUUUUUCUUCUAAGAAAACUAUCAAUUAGCUGAAAUGCUCCUAUUUCUAAACUGAAUAGAAUUUUGAGGAGUAUGUCUUCUAAAUCUUCAACAGCAACUCCCCAAGUAACGCAGAUCAUCAAGUCUUAUGCAUUUCAAGAUAUUAAAAAGUAAGAGACACAAGAGCGCUUGUGUGUUGAUUGCAGACCAAAGAGAGACAUCGCCAGGGUACUGUUUGCCUGUGCUUUUCAUCACACAUAUUAACAGCGAAUGUACCUGUAUAGGCCUUGUAAGAUCUUUGAUAAGUCGGGGCCUAUUGCGAUUAUGAAGCUAGUUCAUGCUCACCUAACACAUGAACAUAUAAUAGCACGUGGUGUGUUUUACGACAUCACCAGCUUUGGGAUUUUCCACUUCAUACAUCUCUAGCCUAGUGCCGAGAACUACUCUGUACAGAGUGCUGAUCUACUCUUGUCUGUUCUGUGUGACUGUUCUGCAGAUUAAGCCAGCUGAAAAUGGCGGAUCAGAAAGCACAUUUAGUACAGUCUGCAGCUCAAAUUGCAGUCGCUGAAAAAGUAGAUGUGAAAAACACUUCCAUAAAGUGAAGUUUGCUGCAAGCAUGGCACUCCCAUCUCUGCACUGUUGACAAUCAUCGGUAUUUGAGCAAUCUCUCUAAACUGAAAACCCGGCAAAAAUGAAGAAACUCCGGUGAUCCUGCAGAUUUUAGUCUUAAGCGGACUCCAUUGUACUUAUAAACAAAAUUUAUAUUUCGUAAAGUUGGCAUUAUCCAAGACAGUCACCCAUUGUCGAGGAGAAAAGUGGUUGUCUGAAACAGGUGGAUGUCUUGGACAAUGUCAUUAUAAUAUAUUAAAAAAAAACAUUGGGGAAAUGGGAAUUGGUUGUUUGUACAGGUGAUUGUCUUGAACAGGUGGCCAUAAGAGCAGCUUUGACGGUAUCCUUCUUUUUGGCAGCGUAUUAUUUUUUUUUUUAACAUAUCAAGUUAGUUUGAUAACAUUUCUACUGUUUACUUGUAAGUUCUUGAGUUUCAGACUUGCUAAUCUAGAGUUAUGAUAUCAUGGUCCACAGUGUUACGUGCGAUUAUGUUACAUGACGUUUGUUUUUGGUGAACAAGAUGGCUUUUUCGAGAAGACAGAAGAUUGCUUCGUUGUUGCAGUUGUGGCAAAGAAGUAGAAAGAGAUUUAGAAGCAUGUCUGUGCACCCAAUCAAUUUGAGAAUAUUAUCUCGCAGUGAAUAUCAUCACUCAGUGCCCCAACUGUGAGAGGACUUUGAAAGAUUUGAAAACUAUUUCAGACUGAAUUAUUGGAGCAGUGUUUUGAAGACAAUCAUGUCCCUAUUACAAAGAUUCAUGUCACUUUUGUCGAAGAUUGGCUGUCAUGCUUGAACCGCAACAGUCAGACCCUCAUUAUUUAAGAAGGCAGCCAUGAUCUCCAUCUCUAAGAACAGUUGUUAGAAGUGGACAGUCUAUCUUGAUCUAGAAUUUACUAGUAAAUAAUGAUUUUUAAAAAUGAAACAGGCGCUUUCUCACGACAUCAGUUUUGUUGUUUUUGGUUAUUUUUUAAGCGUCAGGUUUCCAGUCUUUUUUUUGUCCUGUACUUUGUAGCUUCUUCCUUUUAAAGAAUUUAAUUAUUUCUCUGACAAUAAAAAAACUCUUUGAAUUUGCAUAUUUGUGAGAUUUCAUGGACGGAUAUUAGAUUUUGAUACACUGAUUUUAAAAAUGGCUUUGAAAAUGCUCUAUGAUGUACAUUUUGAUUCAUGUAUGAUAAAAAAAUUUUAAUGGGACCCGGCCUGCCAGUUUUUUUUAUAAGAUCGUCUUCAAAGACGCCACAUUGGCUCAUCUGAUGUCACUCAUCCUCACACUUUCAAGGCAGAAAAAAAUUAAGCAAGCAAUUUUUUCAACAUGUCCGUGAGCCCUGCAAGGACAGUUCCAUCAUCAUCAAUGCUAUCUGCUAUGCCUUCUCUUAUAUAUUGUUAUAUUUAUAUAGUACCAAUAGCAGUCAACUCUGCCGUUUUAUGACUAAAACGUACAUAUGCUAACUUUUUUUGUGUGUUUCAACUUAACUAAAAUUUAGUCGGAUCUGAUUAUUUUAUGUCAGUAUUCAUUGGCCAGUGUAACUUUUGUCUGAUUUGCUGAGGCAUACUGUAAAUAGUUAAGGAGUAAUUGAUUAAAAUUUCUUUUGUCAUAACAAUAUCGAUAUCUAAUUUGGUCACAAUGCAUAUUUUCAAAAGCCCAAAGCUUCCUUAAUUUUAAUUGUACAGCCAUAAAACCAAGAUAUAAAGACGCACCAUGAAAAGUGGUUUCUCCCCUGCAUAAAGAUGCUACUUGACCUAAUUGCCCAUACGUUUUUUGUCAUAAAAUGGCAGAACUCAUGUUUUAUUUUAGGUAUGGCAAAAGUGCAUUGCGACUAUCUUCCACUAUAUUUGAGCCCUUACUUAUAGUGAGGUGUAAGAGACUAGCAAUGCCCAGCUCUAGGUCAGAGAGCUUCUAAUGUCUGUGAUGCUGCUUGGAAAAGUGGAUGCCAAUUUUGGUUUUGCUAACACUUUUGGAAGGUUCUCGAUUUGAGAAGCAGUUGUCCCUGAUGGCACCAUUUCUCUAUUUUCUGCUCUGUAGGAUUUUUUCUUUUCUCAGAUUUCAUGUUAGCAAGUUUUUAAACUCUUCUAAGCCCAGAAAGCAACUUUUUUUCAGGAGAGUGAAAAAAUUGUUCAAUUUUUAAAAAACUUGUAGGCCUACCUCUAUAUUGUGUAUCUUUUCUGGCUUUUAUCAACGUGUAGAAAUUUAAUUUCAAGAAAUAUUUCAUAAUUAAGCACAUGUAACUGGUAUCACUGAUUGAGAACACUGCAAUUUUUAAAAAAAAUGUUUUUUUAUAUUUUGUCGAUGAUUCUUUAGUCACUCCUGGUUGUUUUUUUUAAUGUUUCUAAUAUUUUGCAAAAUUGUUGGGUGCUACAAAAGUUAAAGAGUCUGUUUAUAGUCAUGUAUGCCUGUAAAGCCUGAUUCGACUUUAAAGUAAAUUGCGUGCCCGGCCUGUUCUUUUCAGAUAACCAUUUGAAUACACAAAGUGUUGUAGCCAGCAAGCUAUAUAUGGCUAGCCAUGUGAUUCAACCACCUAAGUGACCAAAUUUUGGAAAAUCACUUUUUGAUCCCAUUUGAUACACUUUAUGUUAAAAUCCCGAGUUUGAAAGGUUACUGCAAAGUGUUUCAAUCCUUCAGUUAAUCAAUCGCCUAUAUCACACCAGUCCCCAAUUUCAGCGUGAUUCAACCGCCCAAGUGCCAGUUUUGCAGCCUGGUGGCGAAUGGGCAGUUAAAUCGAACCCUAUUGAUAUCCAGAAUAUUUUGUCAAGGCAGUUUGCGUAAUCUAUCACUAGGUUUGGUAGUGUAGUUGAGAAAGGGCAAGAUAGCAUCAAAGAAUAUUAUGUUGAUACUGACUCGACCAAGUUGAUAAAUUGUGGCAAAAACUACUGUCAAAUGAUUUUUUAAUAAGUCUAUGAUUAACAGCUAAUGGGCGCUUAAUUCACAUUUGGUACAACUAUUGGAAAAUGUGUGCUCAUGGAUAAUUUUGAAUGUUUUUU
Aplysia californica (California sea hare) is the source of this 9931-nucleotide messenger RNA. RefSeq lists its product as uncharacterized. Gene Ontology annotation, cellular component: nucleus; cytosol. The record is from RefSeq and is a predicted model, not a curated record. Gene Ontology annotation, molecular function: cysteine-type deubiquitinase activity; cysteine-type endopeptidase activity. The transcript has 11 exons. Bases 142 to 4482 code for a protein of 1446 amino acids. Gene Ontology annotation, biological process: protein deubiquitination. NCBI's taxonomy places the organism in Eukaryota, Metazoa, Mollusca, Gastropoda, Aplysiida, Aplysiidae.